This is a messenger RNA of Parnassius mnemosyne (clouded apollo), 372 nucleotides long. Lineage: Eukaryota; Metazoa; Arthropoda; Insecta; Lepidoptera; Papilionidae. The record is from the annotation of a GenBank genome assembly.
AUGGGUAAGGUUAAGUGCUCCGAGUUGCGCACCAAAGAUAAAAAAGAACUCUUCAAACAGCUUGAAGAAUUAAAAACAGAAUUAACUAACCUUCGAGUUGCUAAGGUUACCGGUGGAGUGGCGUCAAAGCUUUCUAAAAUACGAGUUGUAAGAAAGGCUAUUGCUCGGGUUUACAUUGUAUACCAUCAGAAAAUGAAGGUAAAUCUUCGGAACCAUUACAAAAAUAAGAAGUACAAGCCACUGGAUCUCAGGCCCAAGAAGACUCGUGCUAUGCGAAAGGCUCUUACAAAGCACGAAGCUAAAUUAAAAACGCGCAAGGAAAUAAGGAAGAAGUCUCUGUUUCCACCUCGUGUGUAUGCUGUUAAAGCCUGA